Neohortaea acidophila is the source of this 3117-nucleotide messenger RNA. RefSeq lists its product as uncharacterized. The transcript has 3 exons. Bases 52 to 2931 code for a protein of 959 amino acids. NCBI's taxonomy places the organism in Eukaryota, Fungi, Ascomycota, Dothideomycetes, Mycosphaerellales, Teratosphaeriaceae. Gene Ontology annotation, molecular function: zinc ion binding; RNA polymerase II cis-regulatory region sequence-specific DNA binding; DNA-binding transcription factor activity, RNA polymerase II-specific. Gene Ontology annotation, biological process: DNA-templated transcription; regulation of transcription by RNA polymerase II. Gene Ontology annotation, cellular component: chromatin. The record is from RefSeq and is a predicted model, not a curated record.
AUCGGCACGACGGGCAGAUUCUGCGCACACUUGCUUCCCAACCCACGCGCCAUGUCGCCGUCGCCGGCGCCCCAGCACCGUUGCACCACCUGCCAGAAGGACUUUUCCCGGCUGGAGCAUCUGCAACGCCAUCGCCAAACCCACAGCGGCUCCAAGCCGUUUCGCUGCCGCUACUGCACCAAAGCCUUCUCCCGUAAGGACGCCGCGCAUCGCCAUGAGCAGAUUCGGCACGAGCCCGGGAAUCGGGUCGAGGCGGUUUCGCCGUUGCGACGGGCAUGUCUAGCUUGCAGUGAUGCUCGUGUUUGGUGUUCGGGGGGAAUUCCAUGCGCCAAUUGCCAGGCGAAAGCUCGCGAAUGCGUCUAUGCUCGCGAUCGUAGGCUCCUUUCGUCGACGACUGACGAUGGACGGCCUGCUCUGGACGGUGUGCUUGCUCAAAAUGUUCUGUCCAAUGCUGGAGGAUCGCAGGAAUUUUCGAACGGCUUCCACGCGACGCGGCCUCAGAAUGCAAGGCUCGGCCACGCGCCCAGAGGCGGUAUGCCCUUUCCUGCACAGCCGCAGAAUGGAGGCGCCCCUCGGACGCCGGUGAACUGGCUGCCGUUCGAUGCGUUCACGCCACCCGACCAAGCAGAGAUGCACCUCUCCAAUGAAACCUCACAGUCAUAUCACGCCGCACCGGGGCAGCCCAGCAGCACUUCCAAUGGCUUUCCCGCUGGAGGGACUAUGUCUCAACAGGACUGGCAGACCCGGACUCCGCAAUCCGACUCUCUCAAUUCCCUCAUUGCAUCGAUGGGCCGAGCAUCACGAGCCUUUGGUCAUCAUCAUUCCCCGGGGUUGAUGGCCACGGGCGAUGCCGUCGUCUACCCUGCCGGCUCACUCUAUUCUGACGGUGCGGGCGGCCGAAGUAGUCAAGCGGAACGAGCUAUACACAAGCAGCACGCUCAGCGGGAGAGGUCUAGUUUCAGCGACAAACCGGUCACGCUGGAUUCAGAAGGUGCGUGGCUGCAUAGUCUGGAAACAAGUCUCCGUGACGUAUCAGAGCCCGACGACGCCCGACUCUAUCACAUCCCCGCAAACAUAUAUGGCGACAUUAUAGCCAAGCUGGAGUCCCGUGUACCGUGGCCGUCAUCAAGUCCGACCUUCGGUCUUAGCAGUCACAACUUUCUGGCCAAAGAUACGCUGGACCGCUUUGUCAGACUGUAUUUCGAGCACUUUCAGCCCAUAUAUCCCUUCCUAGACCUUCCUCUACUCAACAUGCCUAUCUGGGGCUGGUCGUUGUGCCUGGCCACUGCGGCUAUUGGAUGCCACUACUCCGACCACCCCGCAAAGGACAUAUGUGGCGAUGCACUCAGCGUCAUCUUGAGGGAACUCUUGGUCCACGAGCUCCAAAUUUGCCGAGUCGAGUGCACUCUGUCAUACCUGCAAGCCUCGCUCCUCAACACGCUCGCGCUCUGCCAGAGUGAAAACGCAAACGUCGUGGCGCUUGGCGAAGAAGCCAUCAGCUCCGUGAUGAACUCGUGCAAACGCUUUUGCCUGCUCGACGAGCCGGACUGGGGCAUUGAACGAAGCGUACAAAUUGAAGGCGAUGUAAAUCAGAUGUGGACGGCGUGGCGCUGUCGGGAGAUGCGCAGACGGACCGGUCUGUUCGCUUGGAGCCUUGACUGUUCUCUGGCGUUCAUACACACCGCUCCUCCUGUCCUCAGCCUCCAAUCCCUCAAUUUGAUGCUUCCCUGCAAAGAGAAAUUGUGGGAGGCGGACUCGGCGCAAGCAUGGUACAGAGCCUACAGCCCUCGUGCCCGGAAGCCGCUGGACUCGACGACCUUCGCCGCAGAAGAAGAGGGCCGGAUUCUCUUCCGGACCAUCUUCGUCGAGCUCUUUGAGAGACUGGAGCUCGUCGAGAGUAUGUCGCAAUUCGCAAGCCUCGGCUGCAUCUACGCUCUACUCCACCGGCACUGGGACUUAGUCCGGCAUUUCCAGGCUCCUCUAUCCAUCUCUCGCGAUGAUGACGCACACCGUACCUCUCACGGACUCGCGGCGACCGCGUAUCCCCCAGCCAUCGCCGACUUCACGAGGUGGCGCAACAAGGCUUGCGAUUACAUGGACGUCCUGCACUGGGAAGCUCUCGGCGAGUCCGCCAAAGCAGGCGGGUGGGAGGGGCCGAUCUUCCUGAAACUCCACCUCGCACGACUGGUUCUGCUCGCGCCGGUCAAAGAGCUCCUAACGCUCGCCGAGGAACUCAUCCCCGACGGACGCUUCGUCCAACUCCCGCACAACGUAGCCUGGCAGAGAAAAGACCUGACCCGAUGCCGGCAAGUCGUCUCCACCUGGGCACGAGCAGACCGGUACAAAGCGCGGCUGGUCGUGGUGCACGCCGGCGCGGCAUUCUGGCACAUACGGCGCUACGCCUCCGACUCCUUCGUCCAGCCAUUCACCCUCUACCUCGCCGCCAUUGCCCUCUUCUACUUCGCCCGACUAAGCAUGGCCGCGGAGAAAGAGCGGCAAAUCCCGUCAAACAUGCCACCAGCGUCAGCAACAACAACCGAAGAACAAAACCCCCCGCAACUCGAGAAUUCCUCAGCCUCCAACCCCGCCUCAAACUACUCUCACAGCCCAGAAGACGUCGCCAUCCACUCCCCCAGCGAAACGACGCGCCCCCAGCCCCAAAAACAGCCUCGCAUGCCAGCGAACUACCACAUCGACCGGCCCGUCGACGACGAGCUGGUGCAGCACUUUGUGCGGUACGGCGAGGCGAGCACCAAGCUGUGCGCCGAGGGGAUCGACGAUUUGUGCUCUGCGGGCGGGGCCCGGGCGAUCUUGCUCGAGGCUGCGGCGUUGCUGGAGACGGGGAAUGUGGUGUGGCCUUUGGCGCGGAAGUAUGCGGUUGUGCUGAGGCUGGUUGCGGCUGAGGAGGGCAAGGUUGCGAGUCUGGUUUGAUGUUUGGGAAAUGCUCAAUCAUGCGACUCGCAUUCGCAUCCUCUGUCAUUUGGGCUUUGAGCUGCAAAGCAUGAAUGCAAGGCUGAGGUUGACCGAUGUCAGCCCCAUGCGGCUAAGCGCAAUCAGAUAAAUAUUAAGUUCAACGGGCAACCUAAGCCCUAAAUAGCCAACAUGACUCGCGGCAAC